GAUGAGGGCCAAAAAACAGUCUGAAUCCUAGCAAGAUGGAGGCGCUGUGGGUUGGUGGUUCCUGAGUUCAGAUCAUUGGCUGUGAAAUGGCAUCGGAGUGACAUUCUGGGUCCUUCCCCCUUUACCUUGGAGGGUAAACAGCCACCAUGCAGCCAGCUCAGGUAAAUGCCAUCUCGAUCCAGUAAUAUGUGAACACGGAAGGAACAAUCCCCAUUUGCCACAUCUCUCUUCGGAUUCUGAGCGGAGGGGAGAUAAUUUCAACACUUUGCCUGGGAGUGUUUAUGAGCAAGUGAAGGGUCAAGUCUGUAAAGAAGUGGGGAGCAGCCACAUUAAAAGGUGGGACACAGUCCAGAAACAGCCAAGGGGGCUUCAUCCUGUGUUCUCUUAAAUUGUUAAUAACAACGACAACAAAAGAGCAGCCGUUCCUAGAGCAGAAGGGAAGGUUGCCAUAGAGGGACUUCCCUUUCCUGCCCCGCCUACCCGAAAGGAAUGCCGGGAGUGAGUACGUCUCUUUCUGCUUGCGGAGGUGUCGAAGCUGCACGGAGGGAGCCCCGAGAUCCAGGCUGUGAAAACGCAUUGGAGUGACGUUCUGGGUCCUUCUUUCCCUGGAGGGGAAACAGCCACCAUGCAGCCAGCUCAGGGUCUGGUGACCUUUGAGGAGGUGGCCUUGCAUUUCCCAGAGGAUGAAUGGGCCCUGCUGGAUCCAGGCCAGAGAGCCCUUUACACGGAGGUCAUGGUGGACGUUCAUGAGAUGAUAACCUCCCUGGGAGGAAUCUGGGGGAUCGUGGCUCAGAGGGAACCAUCAGAAAUAUCACCAGAAAGACCUGAGGAGCACAAGAAGGAACAACAAUUGGGGAGUCAAGAUGGAGCAGAGAGGGAAGAGGAGAGCAAAAUGCAGAAGCCGGGGAAUGAAUCCAGAGCUUCUCAGGGUGGUGAAUAUAAAAUUCAACAGGAAACUCAUCACCUAAAGGAAAUGGGAAUGCCUCCUGAGUGCAGUAAAAUCUUAAGCUACCAACAAACCCUAAAUCAGCGAGGGCAUAUGGCUCACAGAGAGGAGAAAGGGUAUGAAUGUUUGGAGUGUGGAAAGAGAUUUUGUCAUAGGUCAAAUCUUACUGUACAAAGAAGAGUACAUGCAGGAGACAAACCAUAUGAGUGUGGAAAGAGCUUCUGUGAGUGUGGCACCCUUACUAAACAUCUAAGAACUCAUACAGGAGACAAAUCUUAUAAAUGCUUCGACUGUGGGAAGCAUUUCACUCAGCGUGGUGCCCUUACUGUGCAUCAAAGAACUCAUACAGGAGACAAACCUUAUAAAUGCUUCGACUGUGGGAAGCACUUCACUCAGCGUGGUGCCCUUACUGUGCAUCAAAGAACUCAUACAGGUGACAAACCUUAUAAAUGCGUGGAGUGUGGAAAGAGCUUCAGUCAUAAUAAAUCCCUUAGCUUUCAUCAAAGAACUCAUACAGGGGACAAAUCUUAUAAAUGUUUGCAGUGUGCAAAGAGCUUCUCUCAAUAUUGCCACCUUUCUAGACAUCAGAGAACUCAUACAGGGGACAAACGUUAUAAAUGUUUGGAGUGUGGGAAGAGCUUCACUCAGAGUAGCAACCUUACUGUGCAUCAAAGAACUCAUACAGGGGACAGACCUUAUAAAUGCUUGGAGUGUGGAAAGAGUUUCAAUCGGAGUGGCGACCUUACUGUGCAUCGAAGAACACAUUCAGGGGACAAACCUUAUCAAUGCUUGGAGUGUGGAAAGAGCUUCAGUCAGAGUGGCAACCUUACUUCGCACCAAAGAAUGCAUACAGGGAACAAACCUUAUAAAUGCUUGGAGUGUGGGAAGAGCUUCAGUCGGAGUGGCGACCUUACUGUGCAUCAAAGAGCCCAUUCAGGGGACAAACCUUACAAAUGCUUGGAUUGUGGAAAGGACUUCACUAACAGUAGCGCAUGUACAAUGCACCAAAGAACUCAUACAGGGGAGAAACCUUAUAAUUGCUUCGAGUGUGGAAAGAGCUUCAGUCACAGUGGCGCCCUUACUGUACAUCAAAGAACCCAUACAGGGGAGAAACCUUAUAAAUGCUUGGAGUGUGGAAAGAGCUUCAGUAUGUGUGGCACUCUUACUAAACAUCUAAGAAUCCAUAUAGGGGACAAACCUUACAAAUGCUUGGAGUGUGGACAGACUUUCAGUAAGAGUGACAGUCUUGCUUCUCAUCAAAGAAUUCAUCCAGGGGACAAACCUUAUAUAUAUAUAUAUUCUUUAUUGUUACAGUCAAUGACCAGCAUGGACAAACCUUAUAAAUCCUUGCAAUGUGGAAAGAGCUUUGCUCAGCAUUGCCAGCUAACUAGAUAUCAAAGAACUCAUACAAGGGACAAACCAUACAAAUGCUUCGAGUGUGGAAAGACCUUCAGUCGUAGUGGCGACCUUUCUAAACAUCUAAGAAUCCAUAAAGGUGACAAACCUUACAAAUGCUUCGAGUGUGGAAAGACCUUCAGUCGUAGUAGCGACCUUACUAAACAUCUAAGAAUCCAUACAGGGGAGAAACCUUAUAAAUGCUUCGAGUGUGGGAAGCACUUCAUUCAGAGUGGUGCCCUUACUGUGCAUCAAAGAACUCAUACAGGGGAGAAACCUUAUAAAUGCGUGGAGUGUGGAAAGAGCUUCAGUCAUAAUAAAUCCCUUAGCUUUCAUCAAAGAACUCAUACAGGGGACAAACUUUAUAAAUGUUUGGUGUGUGGGAAGAGCUUCAGUCAGACUAGCGGCCUUACGGUGCAUCAAAGAACUCAUACAGGGGACAAACCUUAUAAAUGUUUGGUGUGUGGGAAGAGCUUCAGUCAGAGUAGCGGCCUUACGGUGCAUCAAAGAACUCAUACGGGGGACAAACCUUAUAAAUGCUUGGAGUGUGGAAAGAGCUUCAGUCAGAGCGGCAACCUUACUUCGCAUCAAAGAAUGCAUACAGGGGACAAACCUUAUAAAUGCUUUGAGUGUGGAAAGAGCUUCACUCACAGUAGCGCUCUUACUGUACAUCAAAGAACCCAUACAGGGGAGAAACCUUAUAAAUGCUUGGAGUGUGGAAAGAGGUUCAGUGAGAGUGGCACCCUUACUAUACAUCAAAGAUCUCAUACAGGGGACAAACCUUAUAAAUGCUUGGAUGAUGGUUAUGUUAAUAGGUUUCCUGCUUAAUCUCGCUGAUGUCACUCGCUCAGACCUUACGUUAUAGCUCCUAAUUGCUUUUGCUGUAUCACUUCCCACUAUUAAAGCAACCCCGUUUCUUCUUAAUUUCUCAAUGUCUGCAUAAAAUAUUUUGUAGUUGCCUGAAUGAUAAUGUCCCAUUCCCCUCCAUUUUAAUUCACUCACACCAAGUAAUGUAAUGUUGAUACGUUCCAUUUCUUGCUUGACAAUUCUAACUUUCCCUGGUUCAUGCUUCUUGCAUUCCAUGUUCCUAUUGUGUGCGUCGUACAACUCCGGACUCUCCUUUCUCAUCUGUGCGCAUCAGCCUCAGGGCUUCCUUUCGGCUUUGAUCCAGCUGCGUCAUUAGUCACAGCGCUACUCAUACUUGUCCUUUGUUCUUCCCCAGUAGUUCGGUGAGUGCCUUCUGACCUGGGGGUCUCAUCUUCCAGCACUAUCUCGUGUUGCAUUUUGGAUACUCUGUUCAUAGGGUUUUCGUGGUAAGAGAUACUCAGAGGUGGUUUACCAUUGCCUUCCUCUGAGUUUGGAUGCAUCUUAGUCUGGUGUCUCAGCUUUGACCAUUCCGCCUUGGGUGUCCCUGCUAGGAGUCUAGCCUCUUGGACUAGAUUCCUACUGCCUUGCUGUCAUCUUCUUUGACACUCAACCCGCUCACCACGUUAAGGUGUGCAUCCUAGAGGAGGCUUGUACCUUUGUUUUAUUUUUUAAAAAAUACAACUCUUUUGAUGUACCAGAUUUGCACAGUUCUUAAAACUAUGUGUGUCACUCCAAGCCUGACAAAGAUUUGGAGUCUCAUGUAUAAAAGGCUGCUGCUGCUUUUCCUCCACUUUUCUUUUCCCGUUUCUAGUACCUGUAAGGGCAAUUUUUAAAAUAGUUUUAAUACACUUGUUUUGUGUAGGAGCAGUCGGAGGACUUCUCUGCAAAAGAGUGGUUUAAUUUUUUUUUAAAAAAAUGCUGGAACCACUGAUAGAAAAAGGCAGACUGCAUCCUUUCCUUUGGGUUGAUGGAAAGAAUAUGGAAGUGGGUAUAUGUGUGGUGAUAGAUGGCAUCCAGCAAACAUCAUCAUCAUCAUUAUUAGCAUUAGCAUUUAUUAACCGCCCUUCACUUGGAGAUCCCAGGGGGGGUUACAGUUUUAAAAUACGGUAUUGAAACAAUAACAGUCAUGGUUUCCCCCAAGAAUCCUAGGAAGUGUAGUUUAUAACGGGUGCUGAAAGCUGUUAGGAGACUCUUGUUCCCCUCACAGAGCUAUAGUUUUCUGGGAAGAGGAAAUGACUGUUAAACCACUAUUCCAAACUGUGGACUCUCAGCACCCUUAACAAACUACACUUCCCAUGAUUCUUUGGGGGAAGCCAUGACUGUUUAAAGUGGAAUAAACGUCUGGUGUGAAUGUCAGGUCUUUAUUGGGCAUUUGUUCAGUUUUUUUUUUUAUGGGCUGGUGAUACGACAACAAAAGGCAUUCAUCCUUCUUUGCAAGGCAUUUACACUGUCUUAGGAGCGCGCUGUUGGAAAUUGGCACAACCUUUUUUAAACACGCAGGAUUUUUAUUGUUAUUUUUAAUAUGGAGGAAUAGUGUCAGAUUUAGGAACAAGCCAAGAAAGCCAUGGCUUAGGGUCUCACAUUAUAAGGGGCCUGCAGCCCACAUCCACACCAGAUGUUUAUUCCACUUUAAACAAUCAUGGCUUCCCCCAAAGAAUCCUGGGUAGUGUGGUUUGUGAAGUGUGCUGAGAGUUGCUAGGAGAUGCCGUAUUCCCCUCACAGAGCUACAAUCCUCAGAAAAGGGUCACUGUUAAACCACUCUGCCCACUGGAGCUCUG
Messenger RNA from Rhineura floridana, 4986 nucleotides. Its product is annotated as zinc finger protein 420-like. Gene Ontology annotation, molecular function: RNA polymerase II cis-regulatory region sequence-specific DNA binding; DNA-binding transcription factor activity. Bases 626 to 3169 code for a protein of 847 amino acids. Lineage: Eukaryota; Metazoa; Chordata; Lepidosauria; Squamata; Rhineuridae. The record is from RefSeq and is a predicted model, not a curated record. Gene Ontology annotation, biological process: regulation of transcription by RNA polymerase II. The transcript has 8 exons.